Molecule: messenger RNA, 1662 nt
Organism: Linepithema humile (Argentine ant)
Lineage: Eukaryota; Metazoa; Arthropoda; Insecta; Hymenoptera; Formicidae
Source: RefSeq, a predicted model, not a curated record
UUUAAUAUCGAACAUAUUUGUUGUUAUUGUAAACUUCCAAGUUCUUUUUCUCAUUCUUUAUUGAACUAUUUAUGCAAUGGUUCCAAUAAUGUCUCUGCCUUCUGAGGUGAUUAAUAUCAUCUUAUGUAAAGAGAACGUCAGCAUUAAAGAUAUUGUGAGUUUCGCUUGCACAUGCAAGAGGUUUAACAAGAUAAUCAAUGACAAUGUUCUUUGGCGAAAGAAAUUUUAUCAGAGAUGGUCUUUUUUAAGGGAAGAAUAUGAUGAACUAUCGUGGAAGGAAAAUCUUGAUUUUCUAGAACAAGUAAAAGCAGGUAUAAGUUUUAAGAAACAAUUAUGGCAUUUCAUGUCGCUAAAGUCUAAGCAGAUUAACAAUCGUUGUGUUGACUUGAAGGAUUUGCAUUCACUGUUUGAUCCAGAUAAUGGUGCAUAUUUUAUGAAAUAUUAUUUCUUUGUAAAUGAGCUAAAGUUGCUUUUACAAUCAAAGAAAAAUAUGACUUAUACGAUAUCCAAUGUACCACAAAGACAUUUUUUAAAGGAGUUUCUUCUCAACCUGCACUUUUAUCAUUUAAGAAACAAGUGGCACAAAUUUAUAAAUUAUCCUGAGGAACAACAGAUUUUAGAAGAGGCAGCUGUCAUUUUGGCACAGUGGUAUCAUUUUCAAAGCUAUGUGUCUUACAUGUAUGUGAAACCGUCACUGGAUAGUAUUGUGCAGCGGGUAUUGGAGUACCUUAUUAACAAAUAUCCUGCGCAUCCAAUAUCUUCAAUAUCCGCUGAGAAGUUUUCCUUUUGGAAAUACAAUAAUAUUGAUGACAGUCAUUGGAAUGGGAUAGAAACAAGACAGAUUUUAGAGAGUCUAUGUAAAGUUUUACAUAAUGAAUUAGGUUUUCAAGGAAUUUUUGGGAAAUGUUUGGGGCCUGAGGUUAUAAAAAAUAAAUUUUGUUUUGGACUACCUCUGGGAAUAAUAUAUAACAGUGUGGCGAGGAGACUCGGUGUGCGCUGUGAUUUAGUAUCUUCUCCAUUUCGCUUUUUAUACUGGAGAAAGGAAUAUGAUAUUGCAAAUUUGGGAGAUAAACAUUUUUAUAUUGAUAUCCUAUGCUGUGAUUCUUCUUUGACUCCAAGCUGUAGUUAUGACGAUAUGAUUAUUAAUCUUACAGAAAUAAUGCCUACAGUAUUGAGAUUAUUGCAUAAUGAGUUUGAUGGGCAUAAAGAGAUACGUUUAGAUGAAUUUGCUUUUUACGAAUCUGUCAGAGUAGACUUAUUACCUAAAAGUAGUUGGUGACGCUAGCUAAUAUGUGCCACAUCAAUAUGGAACAUGUUUCAUUAGUAAUAGAAAAAUGUAGUAAAAUAAAUUUGCAAUCUUAGCUUUCAUUAUGUCAUUAUGUCAUAAUCUUUAUUUCUAGAUGAUGGCACAAAUAAGUAAUUAUUAUAAUGUAUCCGUGAGUAUGGACUUUGAAGCAAUAAAAACCGAAAGUACACACAGGAAUGAAAGUAAAAUAGUAAUGGAACUGUCAUUUCUGGAAUUAAGGUUCUUAAACAAAUCAGAUAGAAACGCGAUUAAUGAUCUGGAUUGCAUAUAUGUACGACAGCAGGCGAAUUUAUCCAACCUUGUAUUGAUAAAUAUGUGUAAAUAAAUGUGUGCAUACAUACACACACACACACACA